UGACGCCUGAAUGUUGUGUCUGCGGGGAAGAUGGCGGACUCAGUAGCGACUGGUCUUGCGGACGAAAACGAGACUGAAAAUGAGGAUAAUGAGAGGGAGAAACGACUCUUCGGCGGUGUCAAAAAGACGGAGAAACAAGCCGCUGCGUCAGACCUUACAGAAACUCUGGGGUUUUACGAGAGGAAGGCGAAAUGCAAGGAGAGGAAGAGCAAUGUGUCAGAUCUCUCUCUUGUGAGGUUUAUUAGUGCUGAGUUGACUAGAGGAUAUUUUCUGGAACACAAUGAGGCCAAAUACACUGAGCGGAGAGAGAGGGUCUAUACCUGCCUGCGUAUUCCAAAAGAACUGGAGAAGCUGAUGAUGUUUGGGUUUUUCCUGUGCCUGGACGUGUUUCUGUACGUGUUCACUCUGCUGCCUCUCAGAGUGCUGCUGGCCCUGAUCAGACUGCUGACACUGCCCUGCUGCGGACUCAGGGCUAGUAUAUGCCCCUACUGCAAAAAGAGCAGUGGAUCUCGUAUCUUGCAACCUGCUCAGGUGUGUGAUGUUCUGAAGGGUUUCAUCAUGGUUCUGUGUUAUUUCAUGAUGCAUUAUGUGGAUUACUCCAUGAUGUACCACCUGAUUCGGGGUCAGUCUGUCAUAAAACUCUACAUCAUCUACAACAUGCUGGAGGUGGCAGAUCGUUUGUUUUCAUCUUUCGGUCAGGAUAUUCUGGAUGCUUUGUACUGGACUGCCACUGAACCAAAAGAGAGAAAAAGAGCUCAUAUAGGAGUCAUCCCACAUUUUUUCAUGGCAGUUCUUUAUGUCUUUCUACAUGCCAUUCUGAUUAUGGUUCAGGCCACCACUCUGAACGUGGCUUUCAAUUCACACAACAAGUCACUGCUCACCAUUAUGAUGUCUAAUAAUUUUGUUGAGAUCAAAGGAAGCGUAUUCAAGAAAUUUGAGAAAAAUAACCUCUUCCAAAUGUCCAACAGUGACAUCAAGGAACGAUUUACAAACUACACUCUCCUACUAAUCGUCUGUCUCAGAAAUAUGGAGCAGUUUUCCUGGAAUCCAGAUCAUCUAUGGGUACUGUUUCCUGAUGUUUGUAUGGUGAUCGCCUCAGAGAUUGCAGUGGAUGUUGUCAAACAUGCCUUCAUCACAAAGUUUAAUGACAUUACAGCAGACGUCUAUAGUGAAUACAGAGCGAGCUUGGCAUUUGAUCUGGUCAGCAGCAGACAGAAGAAUGCAUACACAGACUACAGUGACAGUGUGUCCAGGAGAAUGGGUUUCAUUCCUCUUCCUCUUGCUUUACUGUUGAUCAGGGUGGUGACCAGCUCAGUGAAGAUCCAGGGCUCUCUGUCUAUUGUUUGUGUUGUGCUCUUCUAUUUGGGUAUGAUCACCCUGAAGGUGCUGAACAGCAUUGUGCUAUUGGGAAAAUCCUGUAUGUAUGUGAAAGAGGCAAAUAUGGAGGAGAAGCUGUUUCAGAAUCCCCCCUCUGCAGCUCCCAGCAGAGUGUCCAGCAGAGCCCACCGCACCAAACACACACGCGAGCCACCAGGUGAGCCAGCGGAGGAGGACAUGUCUGCCUCAGUCACCACUCAACCCACCCAAAGGGAUGAAUGUCCCGCCCCUCAGAUCCCCACCAGCGAAUCAGAUCAGUUCCUCACUACACCAGAUGAAUCCGAAGAGAAAAGCCUUAUUCAGGACGAUACCGAACUUAAACACAGGGCGCCCAAAAAAGACUUGCUGGAGAUUGACCGCUUUACUAUCUGUGGUAACCGAAUCGACUGACACUAACGCCUACCAUCAAGUUUAAGAGUGACGCCAGGCACUCUGCCCGCCCUCUCUGCCAGCUUGAUUCGUUUGACAUUUGAACCUGAGCUCCUUGGAACGGGACUGCAAGAAACUGCAGGAUAUUUAUUAUUAAGUGAUGCACCUAAUUUAUUUAAGACUUAUAAACAGACAAUCGCACCGACACACACACACACACACACAGUUUUUAAGCGAUUGGAGUCCACCCAGUGACGUUUCCAAGCUUUUAAAAGGUUCAAGAUCACCAGCGGAGGUCACCUUUGGACGGCAGGAAAGAUUUUGGUCUGAUGGUCAUGUACUUAACCUUUCAAAGGGGGCAUUCAGUUAUGGCAAAAAGAGAACGGGAUGAAUUAUAUUCCUAAAGUACAUAGAUUCCAUUUAUUAGUGGAAAAAUAGUGGGGUUCAAAUAAUCACAAAAUGUAAUAUACAAAAAUUCAUAACUGUUUUUUUUUUUCAUUCAUAAUUUUUCUAUUUAAAAAUGUCCCUUCUCCUCAAAAUACUUUUAAUUUGAAAUAUUACCGUGUUCCUUGUCAGUCAAUACUGAAAUGUAAUUACAGGUGUGUUCCACGGGUUUUGUUUUUGUGUUUUUGAAUGAAUGCAGACCGCAGGCAGAAAUAGCGUAUCACUAUUUUAUUUAUUUAUAUUUUUAAGAGAGUUGCUCAUUUCAGUUUAUGUGCAGGGUUUCCUGUGACAAAAAAAAAUAGUGUUUUGCAUCCUUUGAGGUAAUGACCUUUUAAAAGGCUGUUGUGAUACUGUGAUGAAACGCAUGCUUGUGGAUUGAGUGAAGUGCUUUACAAGUCAGCGUCUGAAUUAAAGGAUCAUACAUUUUUACAACAUGGUCGCAUGGAACCAGAAAAUUGAAGCAUAAUAUCAUAAAUGAAGCUAAAUUGAAGCAGUGAAACAUUUCCCUUUAAGGAUAAAACUUUUUUGGUUUUUUUUUUCCCCGCAAGCUCUUGGCAUCUUAUUGUACCAAGAGCAGCGUAUUAGAUGAACAAUCGUCCACUGGUGCUGAUGUUGGGAGCAGAUGAGAAAUAAUCGAUUGCCAACAUUCCAAAAGUCAGAAUCUUGACCAAAGCAAAGUAGGAUAUACAACCUUUUGCUAAUAUCUAAGGUGUAUUUUAAAGAAAAAAAGGGCCUGUUGACCCCAAGUAUACAGUUUUUGCAAGUCAGUAAGCAUCAGAAUCCAGUAAUGUGAGCUAAUAACAGUGAGCUUCAUAAUAACCUACUUAUCAGUUGACAGUGACAUUUGUGAAAGCCUGUGAUUAGUCAUAAUGCAUCAUGUGUAGUACUAUAGAAAUUAUUGGAAUGCUUUUUCAUCAUAGACAAUAAUGUUUUAUACAUUUGCUUUACAUAACGGACCACACUGUCUUAAAAAGUAUUUUUUGUGAUGCACUAACAUUUCUUAGUACUACAGGAGAUUAGAAUUUAAGUUGUUUUUCUCUCAGUAAUGACAACAUGUUUUGUAUUUCUGUUUCUGUUUUUUUAUUUUGGACUGAUUUUGGAAUUUGUCUUUGCUGUAUUACAAAUGUAUGGCUGUGAUUGCUUUGCUUUGUAAUAUCAUUAAGAUACACUCAGUCAGCAUGUCGACAGCCGUCAUAUUGAGUAAGGUGCUCCGUUUUUUCACAAAAGGUUGAUUUAAUUUAUCGUUUCAUAACUUGUAAAUUGAAAAUAUCAACUAUGCCAAGGAAUUGUUUACCCAGUUAUCAAACUAAUGCAAACUCUGAAUCACACUUUUUUCAAAACCUCCUCAGAAGCUUUCUCUUGACUUAAACUGCCAAAAUGAUGCUUUUUUUUUUGCAUUUUAAACAUUGAAGUUAGAAAUACUCCUUGUUUUUGAAAGUAAAAGAUGCUCGGUUUUGUUUUCGGUGUAACUGCCUGUGCAUUCCCAAAGGUUCGGUCUCCUUUAGACUCUUGAAAUAAGGCUGAAGCUGAACUGCACUGGAUAUGGAUCGCUACUAUGAUUUUGCUUGACAGAACUCGCUUCCACUUAUUUGGAAAAGCAAAAGAAAAAAAAAUUCAACCAUCCCAAGUUCUUUCAAUACUGCUGGACUUCACUACCGUUUUGUUCUCACUGGUCAAUAUCAUGUUGUUGUUUUUGGUGUUUUUUUUUUGUACCGAGAUCGGCUCCAAGGUUCUUACAACUUGUUUUUCCUGUAGAAACUGAAGAGGAAUGACAAUGUCCAAUCCCUUGUAUGGGAUGUUUUAGAGACAGAAAUGGGGAGAGGAAUCAGGGCGUUAUGUUAAUUAAAGUUUUGUUGUUUUGUA
Messenger RNA from Puntigrus tetrazona (Sumatra barb), 4053 nucleotides. RefSeq names its product transmembrane anterior posterior transformation 1b (gene tapt1b). Bases 31 to 1767 code for a protein of 578 amino acids. Lineage: Eukaryota; Metazoa; Chordata; Actinopteri; Cypriniformes; Cyprinidae. Gene Ontology annotation, biological process: positive regulation of cilium assembly; maintenance of protein localization in endoplasmic reticulum. Gene Ontology annotation, cellular component: endoplasmic reticulum membrane; ciliary basal body. The record is from RefSeq and is a predicted model, not a curated record. The transcript is spliced from 15 exons.